AUGGCUUCCCUUCGUCGACCAUCUGCUGCGAUCCAACGAGGCCAAGGGAAUCAUGGUCCUAUUCAGUCUGGUCCCCGACCACCUGUGCCCGUUGAAAUUGACAAGAAGAAGGAUGCCAGAAAAUCGAAAGUUGGAGAUAAGAUCAGGAAGAGGAUGAGCAUGAGGUAUAUGGGAACAGACCAAAUCCCUUCAGGACCCGUACCGCCUCUACCUGGUCAAGGUGAUUUCUUAGAUUCUGAUCCGUACGGAGGAGCAGAUUUCACACCGUUACCAGAUGAUGCACAAGGUGGAGAAAGUUAUUUCAAUGAGUUUGGUUCACCUGAAUUCGCUCAAUCUGGAUUCGGUACAGGUUCAGCUUCAAAUGAUAAUCGUGCAGGAAUAGGAAGUGGUUCGGGUCCAGCAUCUGCUUCUGGAUCAAGAAUAAUCGCUGAAGAAGGUAUAAGACGAAGAGGUGCAGAAGAUGCUACAAGAGAACAAGAAUGGGAUCUAGAUGAAUUGAAUAAAGAUGGUUUUGACAUACAGGAUUACUUGAGAAGAACUCUGACAGGUGCAGAUGAAGAUGAAAAGAAAAGAUUUAAAGCUGCGCUCAUGAGAGAAAAACAAGGUAAUAAGAAAGAAUUACAAAAAAAUGUUUUUAGACACUAUGCGGAAUUUGUGACGAUCUCUAAAGAGAUAUCAACCUUGGAAAAUGAUAUGCUUGAUUUGAAAGAAUUACUGGGACAAUGGAAAGAUCUACCCCAGUUAAUGGGAAUGGAAGAUACUUUAGCACCGACAUUGGACAAGAGUGGAAACAUUGAACGUCGUCGAACUCAAAGAAACUCUGUGAUGGAUCUUCAAAAUCUAUACAAGACACAAUUAACACAAUUAUGGUCGACGGUUGAAGGUUCACAGAAAUAUCUCCCUUUAGUUCCAGGUCGUCACCUGGUGUACGAGACUCAUAAUUUCGUCGAACUCAAUGCUGCAACGUACAAAGCGAAGCAGAAUGUCUCGAUGUUUUUACUCAACGAUCUGUUAUUGAUUGCUGGAAGAAGAAGGAUGAAAUCUGUUGUGACAAAUGGAGAUGGGAAUGAUAAAGAAAGAGAAAGGGGUAGAAUGGUUGCUGAAAGAUGUUGGGUACUAGCUGAUUUGGUCGUAGUUGACGUGAAAGAUAGUGGAGAUCUAACCAAUGCGUUGAAGAUACGUAGAGGGAAAGAAGUCUGUGUCUAUCGCACUUCGAAACCUGAAGAUAAGAAAUCACUUCUAGGUGCUUUCAGACAAGUUUCUCAAGAAUUAGGUGAAAAGAAGAGGAAAGAAAGCGAGAAAGAACAGGAGAGAAGGAAGAGCAUGUGGCAUGGCGAUAAGGGAGGGGGUCCAUCCAGCGGAGGCCCAUCCCUACCUGGUAUCAUGAGUCCUGGUCGGCCUUUAUCUACCAUAGGAGUAUCCAUGGCAGAUUCUAAGGAUUUAAGAUGGAUUGAUGAGUACGGCGACGAAUUGACCAUGGCUAUUGCGAGGAGAGAUUGGGACGAGGCUGUUAACCUAGUCGAAAGGGGACGAGAUCUACUCAAGACAGUCUCAUCCAACCCCUCGGCACUGACGCUCUUAACAACCCGAUUGGAUCAAUUGACACCUUCGUUGAUUCAUCAAAUAUCGCAUGAUCUGUCUUCCCCUCAAAUACGCAAGACCGUUACUGGUAAUCUGGUAUCAUUACUCACAAAAUUAGAUUGCUCGGAUCUAGCUAGAGAUACUUUCUUAAGGUCAAGAAAAGAAGUCAUGCUGAAAAGAGUCAGAAGUAUAAAAUGUGAAGGUGAUAUAAGUAUCUAUAUAUCAGAAUUAGCAGUUGUUUGCUUUACAGUUAUAAGGCAUACGAGUGAUUGGUUUAUGGGUGCUUUCAAAGAAAACAGAAUGGCGUCUGGCUUUGUGACUUGGGCAAAGGAACAAAUCGAAACUUUCUCAGAUAUGUUUAGGAGACAAGUCUACGCUCCGAACGUGGAGGAAAGUGUUGCAGAAGAAUGUAUACGGGUCACUGCCUCCCAAAACAGAAAGCUUCUGCGCGAUGUUGGCCUCGACUUCACCUACCUUUUAUCCACCCUUCUGCAAGCUGAUCCGACAGUCUCGGUCCCGCAUCCAAUUUUCAAUAACUCCGCAUCCCUCUCUACACCAGCUACAGGCUAUCACAUGGGCGAACGUUCUGCUGAAGCACCUCCGAUGGGACGGCAAUCAUCAGGCUAUGCUCCAAGCCUAGGUAGAUCAGAUUCAGGUUACACAGGUGCCGGAACACCUGCCCUUCGUCGCGAAGGCUCGGGGACAUCGAUGAGUAGAGAUCGAUCAUAUGGCGCUUCGUCAACAGAUGUCAGAGUGGGUAAUACCGCUCCGUUGAGUAUACCUCCCAGAACGAAAGUUCCGGGAAUACACAGUCCUAUUAGCCCAAGUUCAGGCCGAUCCACUCCCUUGUCAGGAACUCCACGAGAUGAGAAUCCGUCAUUACCCUUUAGAAGCGAUAGAAGAGGUAAUGGACAAGUCAGGUCUUCAGAGUCUUUACUUUGA
Kwoniella shivajii is the source of this 2523-nucleotide messenger RNA. RefSeq lists its product as uncharacterized. The record is from RefSeq and is a predicted model, not a curated record. The transcript has 9 exons. NCBI's taxonomy places the organism in Eukaryota, Fungi, Basidiomycota, Tremellomycetes, Tremellales, Cryptococcaceae. Gene Ontology annotation, cellular component: exocyst. Gene Ontology annotation, biological process: Golgi to plasma membrane transport; intracellular protein localization; exocytosis. Bases 1 to 2523 code for a protein of 840 amino acids.